AUGGGCCUGGACGAUGAUCUGGUUUACCACGCUGACAUUUUAAUUUUUGGUAUCAUCCUCAUCUUCACCCUUGCCAGUCUCCCUCGAGCCUAUGCUCGUUUCAGCCGCAGGUCGGAAUGGUCCCAAGGCCACUUCCUUCGUUCAAUAGUGCCUGUUCCCUUUACCAAGCCAAGGAUCAACAACCGUUCCCCUUCAUACCCCGUCGACCCCAAGUCCUUUGUGGAUUUUGACCGCGGGAACUCUUCGACUACCUGCGCUCCAUUAACGUCUCGACACCAUAUCGGUCCAGCUCAUGUCGUUGAUGAGAAAGCUCUGCCAAAAAUUUCAAACAGUGACCCUACCGUUGUAUCGUCUAUCUGGCACCCCGUGGCGUCUGUGUUGCAGUAUCGCGUUCACGACAACUACUCCAUUAACCAAGUUCUCCUGAUAUUGGCGUACAUCAGUAUUAUAUUCUACGUGUCUUUCUACAGGUCAGACCCAUUCACGGACCCUCACCGAGCUGGUUUUGUCAUCGCUUCUCAAAUCCCUUUCGUAUAUGCAUUAGCCACCAAGAACAACAUCAUUGGCAUGAUGGUGGGCGUUGGAUACGAAAAGUUGAACUUUCUUCACCGCUUGGUCGGUAAGCUGAUGAUCAUCGGUGCAAAUGUCCACUUCAUCGGAUAUGUCUAUAAAUGGAGCCUCGCUGGUGACAUCUAUAAUAAGCUCGCCGAGGACUUCGUUCGCUGGGGCAUUGUCGCAUUGGUAUGUUUGGACCUCCUGGGAUUCUGCUCGACCGAAUACGUUCGAUCAAAAUCAUACAACCUCUUCAUCACAUCACAUGUUGUGAGCCUUAUCAUCUUCUUAUUCGCUGCAUGCUACCACGAGCCUACCUGCGUUCCCUACGUGAUUGCUGCAUGCGUAUUCUAUAUACUGGAUCACGUCGUUCGCGCCAUCAAGACCCGCAUCACCACUGCUAAGCUCCGUCCUCUCCCAGAGCUCGGAAUCACCCGAGUUGAGGUGCCUUCGAUUAAUGCAGGCUGGCGUGCAGGGCAACACGUCCGCCUACGUGUACUGUCUUCAUCAAUGGGAUGGUGGGGAUGGUCUGAGGUGCACCCUUUCACCAUCGCAAAUGUGGCAGAAACGUCGGAAGGAAUGGUUCUUAUGUGCAAGAAGACUGGCCAGUGGACAGGCAGUCUCUACAGUAUGGCUCAAACAGCUUCUUAUGGUGAAACCGGCAAGGAAGUCGGCCGCGAUGUUAGAGUGAUGGUGGAGGGCCCCUAUGGUGGCGUGGGACACACUGUGAUGUCGAGCUAUUCUGGUGCGAUGUUUGUUGUUGGCGGGAGCGGCAUCUCUUUUGCGUUGUCGGCAGUGCCGGAUCUGAUCCAGGCAGCCACGGACGUGAAAGUUAUUGAUAUCGUCUGGUCCGUCAAGACCCAUGUGCCAUCCCUCAUCCCUCUACUCCCCCUCUUCACGAACCUCGUACAACAAAGCCCACUUGUUCGAGUCAACGUGCACAUAUACUACACCCGCGCAGUUAGCACGACGUUCAAUGUGACGUACCUCCCGCAAGGCGUCACCAUCCUGCCCGGCCGUCCAAAACUCGAGAAGCUGCUCGAUGCAGCGAUCACGAAUACGAUAUCAGCUGGGGGAGUUGACGGCAUGUUUGUAGGCGUCUGUGGCCCUCUAUCGCUGGCGAAUACCAUGGCGCAUGUGGUGCAAAACUCCAACUUCCGUUUGACCACGGCUGUGGGUGGAGUUAAGCUCCAUGAGGAAAGCUUUGGCUGGUAG
This is a messenger RNA of Suillus bovinus, 1767 nucleotides long. RefSeq names its product ferric reductase like transmembrane component-domain-containing protein. Gene Ontology annotation, biological process: intracellular iron ion homeostasis; iron ion transport; copper ion import. NCBI's taxonomy places the organism in Eukaryota, Fungi, Basidiomycota, Agaricomycetes, Boletales, Suillaceae. Gene Ontology annotation, cellular component: plasma membrane. The record is from RefSeq and is a predicted model, not a curated record. The transcript is spliced from 6 exons. The coding region runs from base 1 to 1767 and encodes 588 amino acids. Gene Ontology annotation, molecular function: ferric-chelate reductase activity.